AUGCCCGUAGCGUCCUCCAGCAAACCCACGACAACGGCCCGCACGCGUAUGGCGCCCGCUACGCGCAGGCAAGCCACUGCUGCGACGAAAGUCACGCUGGAUAAAGCGGCCGACCAGCUCGCGGAUGCUCUGGCCACUUCGCUCGCUAUCAAGCCGCAAUCUAGGACGACGCGCACCACCACCACGGCAACGCCUACAACAACGACGACGACAACCAGGAAGACGGCACGUGCACCCCUACUUCCAACGACGUUCAAGCAGAGCGCACCACCGCCGCCUAGCGCCGAACCAAAGCGCAGUGCGGCAGACGCGAUGCGCGCGGCGAAUGCCGCUUCGCAGGCGCUUAGUGCGCUUGUGCAAGGGGGAGAUAAGAAGGGGAAGGGGAAGGGCGAGGACGGGGCGGUGCUGGGUGCGAGGGCGAGGAAGGCGUUGGGCGAGUUGAGGGGGAUGAGGCCGGGGAGUUUGGAUACGGAACGGGCGGCGGGGAGUGUGGUUGGGAAGUUGAUUGCGCUUGAGCUUAUGACUACCGCACUGGAUAUUAUGAAAGACAUGCAUUCGCCACUGGUCAAUCUGAUCACUGAAUCCGCUGAACCCGCAUCAACUCCAACAGCGCUCAACCUACUCUCAUUGCCGCUUCCAACAAAACCCGUGGACGAAGUCCUGGCUUCUUUAUGCGCGUCAUUCCUAUUGCACGCUCUCAUCGUCAACGCCAACCUCCCCCACGACCUCAUGAAGCUCACACACGCCCUCGCCUCCCCGAACACAACAUCCCUAACGACCUGGAUCUGCGCCUGCCCCUCCAUACCAACGAAAUACGCCGACGGCCUCUUGACGCGCGCCUAUACUGCUCUAGCGAAACGCACCUCCGACCAAUCACUCGACCCCUGCCCCGCCCUUCAUCUCAGACAACACGCCCUCCAAUGUCUCCUCCUCACCACGCCCGGCACCGUCGAGCCCGCUACAUUCUGGGACCAAGCCGUGAAGUUCGGCGUGGGCUUCGCGAGGGCCACGCCUGCGUUAUGGCUCGCGGGCGGAGGGAGCACGUUCGAGAAAGAGAAGGAGGCGACGAGGCGCGUUAUGGAUGUAUACCACGUCCUGUACGAGGGCGCACAGAAGCGGGAGGACGCGCGGGCGUUCUGCGCCGGGAAGGCGUUCUUGAACUUUUGUGACUAUUGGUUGGGCUACGCGAAGAAGAGUGGCGAUAUGACAGCGUUGGACAAUGUUGCGGACAUCAUGCGUGCAGUCCGUAUAUCGACUUCACAGUCCAGCACAGAUCCAAUGCUGGAUACCGACGAGCGGCCGGCAUCGCCAACGAAAGUCGCCGCACCAGCAUCACCUACCAAAUCGCGCUCCGUAUCACCCAGCAAACGCUCUCGCACAUCGCCCACCCUUCAACUCGCACAACUAUGCGCGCCACUCGUACAAGCCACGGCGCUAUUCGAAGAGCUCGAUUCAUUUGACGGUUCAGACGCCGAACUGCAAACGCGCGCCACCGAUGCGCUCGAGGCCGUCCGCACCCUCCGCUCCAUCGACCCCGGCUCCGGCUCGGGCGAUGACUUUGACAAGAUGCAGUCCAAAGCUCGCCGCGCGCUCGAGCGCUUACGUCGGGCGCUCGUCCGUUGCCUCUCCACAUCGCUCGCUCCUGCACGGGCGAAGCUCGUCCGUGCCGUACUCGACGAAGUCGUCGGCGCGCUACAAGACGCAUUGACGGACGAAUCUGUCGCAGAGGACUACACGCCCCUCCUCGACGCGCUCUUCACCCUCGCGCGCACCUCCAGCGGCCCGACACCCGACAGCGCAUACACAUACCUCUCCCGCGCCGCCACGGUCCUGCACCUCUCAGAGCCCUCACCCACCGCCCCGCACGUCUACGAUGCACCCGUCAACCUACCCCCCGGCUUAGAAAAGGACGCCCCCGCGCACGCGAACCUCGUGCGCUGUCUCGCGGGCGCGCACCACAACAUCGCGGGCGCGCUGUACGCGAGCAGUCCGCCCCGACCCGGGCAUGCGGCGCGGUUUAUGAGGGGGGCGUGCGUGUUGGGUGGGGUGGCGUUGAGGUUGUAUCGGGAGAGCGAUGGGGCAAGAGGCGGGGAGGAGGGCGGAGAGGGAGAGGGGGAGGUGUGGAGGCAGCUGGAGGAGCAGAUGAGUAGGCGGUGGGAGCUGCUUGGUGUAUGCUACGCCAAGAUUGCCGAUCGCAAGAUGGCGCACGACGCCUUCGCGCGCGCCAUCACAUCGCACGUCUUCACGCCCGCCCACCUCUCCCAAAUCCGCACGCUCGGCCCCUCGGCCUUCUUCGCGCAGCCCGCCCUCUCGCCCCUCGCGACGCUCAUAGACAGGACGACGUACAUGUCCGCCAUCGAACUCUGCGCACCCUCCGCCGUAUCCCUCUCGCGUCUGCAGAACGAGCUCCGGGUCAACGGCGCGGACCGAGCUUGCGUCCUCGGCGCCCUGCUCGAACGUCAGCUCGAGAGCCUGCGGAGCAGCAUGUGGAAAGACGCCGCGCGCAGAGCCGCGGGCACGCUUUUCGCGGAACUGCUGGAUCUGUAUGAACCAGCACGCAAACCCAUCCGGCGCGCGGGCGUUCUGUGCAGACUGCGCGAAGCGGCGUACUACGCCCCCUCCUCCUCCUCCUCCUCCUCCUCUGACAAUCCUCUCGCGCGACUCGCAGCCGAAGACCCGCUCCCGCUCCUGCGCGCCCCGCCCUCGCUCGACCGCGAACUGCUACACCUCCGCCCAUUAUACGCCGCCACGUCGCACCUCUGGGCCGCGCUCCUCGCCCAUCGGGACGGAAAGGACGACGCGGGCGAAGAGGCGGCGCAGCACAUCUCCGAGGCGUGUCGCGUGUUGCGCGAUCAGGGUUUCUCUGUGUCCACAAAUGAGGAGAGCGUGAAGAGCCCGCCCAAGGUCGCGGUGCGGGGCAAGAGGGCCGUCAGGACGGGUGCGCCUGCGGCGAAGGUGCCGAAGACGCCGCGGAAACCGUCCAGUAGGAAGGCCGCCCCGUCAAGUCCUAAGGGGAAGGAGAAGGAGGCGGGAAAGGCGGGGGAGAGCGGGAAGGAGAGGGAGAGCCCGCAUGGGUGGAGGGAGCUGUUUGGGCUUAUGAGGCUCUGUGUGGAGUUGAUGGGGUUUAUGGCGCAUGUGGUGCUGAAGGUGCAGUUGUUGCAUGCGGCGCGGGUGUUGGCGGAGAGGUGUGGUGGGGACGACGAGUACAUACUCGCAUCGACCGAGCUGGCCACCGAGUAUCUCGGCCUUGGGAGGUUGCAGCGCGCCGGACGCGUGUUCAAUGCCGCGCUGGACAAGUUCAGAGCGGGCAAAGGCAGCGAGAGCACGCGGGUGUUCUUUCUGCUGCGCCAUUCGCAGACGCUUGCGGUUCUUGGGGAUCUGGGGCAGAGCGAGACGUCGUACAUCGACGCGGACAGGUUGGCGAAGGAUAUACUCGAAGACGAGAAGGACCCGAGCGCGACUGCACGGAUGAGGGUCAGGGUGCAGCGCAUUGAGCGCACUGCGCUGGCCGCUGGUGCUAUCGCUGAGAUACGUCUCGCCAAGGACGAUCCCACGGCGGCACUCGAUGCGCAUCUGCAGGCUCUACGGCUGUACAACCGCGCUCUAGCAACGCUUUCGCGCUUCAACGCGCCCACACCCGCCGCCACCGAAGAUGAUCCUUUCGCGUCACCAGCCAAACCCGGACCCGGACCCGGCGAAGAGCCCAAGCCGCCCACCAAUGCCCCUCCCACCCCGCUCCUCCCCACCCCCUCCUUCCGCGGCCUCGAAUGGCGCAUCGCCCGCGGCCUCCUGCACACCCUCCUCACCCUCUCCUCCCUCUACACAACCCGCGGCUCCGCGCGCGAAGCGCAGUACUUCGCCUCGCAAGCCGAGACGCUCGCGCUCUCCCUCCGCGCGCCGUCCUACACCGGCGCGGCCCUCGCACGGCGCGGCGAGCUCGCGCUGCUCACGGGUCGCGCGGACGAGGCGGGCGAUGUACUCGUGAGAGCCGCCGGGGCGCUCGGGAGCUUGCAGGGGCCGGAGCUGGCGGAUGUGCAGAGGGUUUAUGCGGAUUUGUAUGCAAGGGGGAGCGAGGAGGGCGAGGCGAGGAGGUUGUAUAGGGAUGCGGCGGGGAUGUUGGAGGAUUUGGGCGCGUUGUUGUUGGGGGUGGAGAGUGGGAGGAGGGUCAGUAUUGUGGGGGGCGAUAUGAUUCGGCCGGGGUUGUUUUCUGCGCUUUUGCGGAGACACAUAUGGCUGCUGAGGCACGAGCUUGGGGAGGAGUACCAGGAGCUGUUGCAGAAGCUUUCUGCGCUGCCUGCGUCUGAGGAUAUGAAGGCCGAGGAGCGCGCGCUGAUUGGGAAGUUGACGCUACACGAUGCGUUUGAGCAUUUCCGGGAGGAUAUCUUCUUGAGUAGUAUAACCGAGUCUGUCAUCGCAUUGCCCAUGAGCGUCUCAAGCGACAAGCUAGCGACGAACUCUCAAGAGACUGCACGUCUACUGAGCGUCGCUGAUGGGUUGUUCAUGCAGAACCUAUCGGCGAUGGUACGGAGGGGACAGGUGGCGAGUGUACGCGAAGCUGCGAUCUACCUCGCCUAUGUCCGCGCUUUGCAAACUUCGGUCGGUCGCGAGACUGAGGAUGUGCCGCUUAUCAUCGCGAAUUUACUCGACGCGAGCGCCGCUCUUACUCUGCAUCGCGAGAUGCUCGAGAUCAUCCAAAACAAGUUCCAGCAAACCCUCGCCGACGACCUCCGCUGGCCGACCCUCUCCGGCGACCCGCCCCUCAUCGUCCCUCCAAAACGCGCCUCCUCUCCCUCCCCCUUCUCGCUCGAAUCCGACCCCGAAGACGAGCCCACCACGGAAUCUUCGACCGCAGCGUAUUGGAAAGCCGUGCGUCAGAAGUACGCCAGCGCAUCCCUUACACCUGCCGAGCUCUCCCGCGCGCGCGUCGACGCGUUACCGCCGCACUGGACCGUCGUGCACAUAGCCGUCACCGAAGACCGCAACACGCUCUUCCUAUCCCGACAACGCGCGGGCCAAGCUCCGCUCGUGCUGUGUCUUCCGCUCCGCAGCGACGAGGAAGAGCAUCUGGCGUUUGGCGAUGCAUUGCACGAGUUGUCGGAGAUUGUGCGGUUGAAUGAUGAGACGACGCGGGCGGCGGCGACGGUGAGGGGCCAGGAUCGGGAGGCGAGGGCCGAGUGGUGGGCGCAGAGGGCGGCGCUGGAUACGAGGCUUAAGGAGCUGUUGGAGAAUGUGGAGUUUUGCUGGUUGGGCGCUUUCAAGACCGUCCUGGGCGAACCCGUGGACAUGCCUGCAGAAGUCCUCGCCGACUUCCGCGCCCGCCUGGACAAAGUGUUCAAGCGCGCGCUCGCCACACAAAAGAAGAAACAGACGCGCGUCCAGCUCGACGACUCCCUCCUCGCCUGCAUCGCCACGCUCCCCGCCAAAAGCCGCGACGAGGAGCUCGAGGACCUCGUGUACUACAUCCUCGACCUCUACCAGUUCCACGGCGUCCAAGUGGCCAUCGCGGAAGUGGACGUCGACCAGGUCGUCGUGGACCUGCGCGCCGCGCUCGAAGAGCACGCACACAAGAUGCGCGGGCGCACGAAGGCCGUGCCCGAUGCGCAUACGUUCCUCGUGCUGGACAAGAACGUGCAGGGUAUACCCUGGGAGUCGAUCCCCACGCUCCGGGGACACAGCGUCAGCCGGAUCCCGAGCGUCGACUUCCUGCUCGACCGCCUCGACCUCGUCCGCUGGCGCCGCGGCGACGGCCCCAACACCACCACCCCCGUCGACCGCGCCGACAUCGACGUCUGCAACGCAUUCUACGUGCUCAACCCCUCCGGCGACCUCACCGGCACCGAGAAGCGCUUCGCGGACUGGCUGCGCACGAUGGAGCGCGCGGGGUGGGAGGGUAUUGUCGGGAAAAAGCCGAGCGAGCAGCAGGUCGUUGACGCGCUGGGGCGGAAGGAUCUGUUUGUGUAUUUUGGGCAUGGCGGGGCGGAGCAGUUUGUAAGGUCGCAUAAGGUGAGGCAUUUGGAGCGGUGCGCGGCGGCGAUGCUGUGGGGGUGCUCGUCGGGGCUUAUGCGCGAUAUGGGCGAUUUCGAUCGGACGGGGACGCCGUAUAAUUAUAUGCUUGGUGGAUGUCCGACGCUGGUGGCGAACCUAUGGGACGUGACCGAUCGCGACAUCGACAAGUUCACCCAAUCCGUCUUCGACGAGCUUCACUGGACGCCCGAAAGCUUGAAGAAGACGGCAAAGUCGAAGCAGACGUCUGUCGUUGCGGCUGUGGCUCGUUCGAGGGAGGUUUGCAAGUUGAAGUAUCUGACUGGGGCGUCGCCUGUGGUUUAUGGUAUACCCUUCUACUCGUAG
This is a messenger RNA of Peniophora sp. CBMAI 1063, 6348 nucleotides long. NCBI's taxonomy places the organism in Eukaryota, Fungi, Basidiomycota, Agaricomycetes, Russulales, Peniophoraceae. The record is from the annotation of a GenBank genome assembly.